Humulus lupulus (European hop) is the source of this 1698-nucleotide messenger RNA. RefSeq lists its product as uncharacterized. Gene Ontology annotation, biological process: regulation of DNA-templated transcription. Gene Ontology annotation, cellular component: nucleus. Lineage: Eukaryota; Viridiplantae; Streptophyta; Magnoliopsida; Rosales; Cannabaceae. The transcript has 8 exons. The record is from RefSeq and is a predicted model, not a curated record. Bases 186 to 1517 code for a protein of 443 amino acids.
GCAUCGACUUCCCUACACAAACAAAAUCCCUUUCCUCGCAUCAGUUUGAUUCAAAAUCUCCACUAGUAGGCUUCAAGAAACUUUUUUUUUUUUUGUCUCUUUAAGUUAUUACAAGUUCUCAUUCAACACCUCGAUUCUCAUUCCAAUUUUUGUUCUAUCCGCCGGAUCUCCAAACCCUAGUUCCCAUGUCGACCAGGAAGAAGCAAUCGGAGGGCAUUGCUAUGCUCUCCAUGUACAACGACGAGGACGAGGAUGAUGAGAUGGAGGACGUCGAGGAAGAUGGAAGCCAUCAAGAACAGCGACGAGAAUCGCUUCAAGACGACGAUUAUAAAGACCCUAGAGAUGUUGCAGAAGAUGCUUUCAUGGUGGACAAUGAUAGAAUGGUGGUUGGUGAUUCCGGUAACGAUGAUAAUACGCCGCAAGAUGUUAACGAUGAGAAUUUUACUCCUAGUAAAGCUCAGUUUCGUCCAUCCACGCCACAGCAAGCUCAAGUUUCGUUUGCCUCGCCGCAGCCACCGCAUCAGCACCAGCCACAUAGUAGAAGGGGGAAGCUUGCGAUUGUUGAUUACGGUCAUGAUGAAGUUGCGAUGUCUCCUGAAGCUGAGGAGGGGGAAAUAGAAGUAAGUGAUCGUGUUAUGUUUGGUACAAGUAUACAAUCUGCAAAUGGUGAUUUCCAUGAUAGAACACCUUCUGGAACAGUUCAGGUUCUAACACCUAGCAAUCAAGCAACUCCUCAAUUAUCUGAUCCAUCACAAUCUGAUAAAAUGAAUUAUGCAGCGCAUGAUAUAGAAGUUGGAGGUACCACAGACUCUACGGUAGAAGAACAAAAAGAGGUUGAUCCAUUAGAUAAGUUCCUUCCACCACCACCAAAAGAAAAAUGCUCAGAGGAGUUGCAGAGGAAAAUAAAUAAGUUUCUUGAUUAUAAGAAAGCUGGGAAAAGCUUCAAUGCAGAAGUGCGCAAUAGGAAGGACUAUCGGAAUCCAGACUUCCUGCUGCAUGCAGUGAGGUAUCAAGAUAUUGACCAGAUAGGAUCUUGCUUCAGUAAAGAUGUGUUCGACCCUCAUGGAUAUGAAAAAAGUGACUACUACGACGAGAUAGAGGCUGAUAUAAGGCGUGAGAUGGAUAGGAAGGAACAAGAACGGAAAAAAAAUCAAAAGGUUGAAUUUCUUUCAGGAGGCACUCAACCUGGAAUUAUUUCUGGUGCAGCCAAAAUUAACUUGCCUGUUCCAGGUGUUCCGCCUGUUGCUGGUUCUGGGCUGUAUUCUGCAUUGCCAUCUGCUGAUGCCAUUCCCCGGGAUGGUAGACAGAACAAGAAGUCAAAGUGGGAUAAGGUGGAUGGUGACAGAAGAAAUCCUCUCCCUUCAGGAGGGCAGGAUUCUUUAUCCACUGUUGGAGCUCAGGCAACAAUUUUAUCAGCUGUUAAUGCGGGCACUGGAUAUAUGGCUUUCGCGCAGCAAAAACGGCGAGAAGCAGAAGAGAGAAGAUCUACUGAUAAGAAGUUAGACAGAAGAUCUUGAUUUAUCUAAAUUAAUUAAUAUUGUAUUUCUCCAAUAUUGAAUGAUACAGAUAUGCACACCCAAUUUUUGAAAUCUUAAAGUGGAUAAAGGGCAGCAGCAACCGUGCUUGUACUCUUGUUGUCAUGCAUUCUGUAUAAUGUAUAUUGUUAGAAUGAGAAAUUUACUGCCUCUCCUUGCCAUA